GCUGCCGGGAAAGCAACUCUUCUAAAAAAGCGGAAAAAUAUCAAUAUCAAAAGAAUUAAUAAACAAAUAUAUAUAUUAAGUGAUUCCUCUCGAGGGAGAUUGAGCGAGAAAAAUACGACAUUGACAUUCAAGCGGGCGCGCGCUAAUUGAUCGAGAAACCCGCCUUAACGCCCGGGUCAAGUGCUCUCAAUUGGAAGUGUCAGGUGGCAGCAUAGGCAGCAUGGGGCAUCUGCUCCCGAUCCCGUUGCUGUUCCUAAUUUUCGUAGCCGCAGCGCCGGUUUUAGCCAGAUCCAAUGACCCUAUCGCCUGCGAAUCACUGGAAAUAAAUGAGAUUGCAGAUUUCCGCAAAUUUCAAAACUGUACGCACGUGGUGGGUCACAUAAGAUUGGCCUAUUUGGAUCUGUCAGCCGGCAACUAUAGUCUCGAUUCACUGGCCACCAAUAUUACUGAGAUUAGCGAUUACUUAAUGGUCUAUCGCUGUGCCGGUCUUAUCACACUCCAGUCCAUCUUUCCCAAAUUACGGAUCAUUCGGGGUCAAAACCUUCUGUUCGAUCAGUACGCCCUGGUUGUCUACGAGAAUCGGAAUCUCAGGGAACUGGGUCUCGUGGAGCUGUUGCGCAUCCAAAAGGGUUUCAUUCGCAUCGAAUCGAAUCCCACGUUAUGCUUCGUGGAAACUGUUGACUGGAUGUACCUAAUGGGCAAUGCAACUCAACAGCACUUUUCCCUCAGACAUAACAGGCCGCAGAGCCAAUGUCCUUUGUGUGGCGGCUUGACAGCGGACUAUGACUUUGGUAACAACUCCUCGGAGCGCUGCUGGAAUCUGAACACAACCCAGCUACGUCCUCAACCAUCACGAAUGGCAGACUGCCCAGUGAAUUGUGGACUAAAUGGUUGCGAUAAUGGCGGAAAAUGUUGUGAUCACAAUUGCGUCACCGGUUGUUAUACCCAGAACUGCUCUCUCUGUGCCAAUUUCCAGGGAAGAUUGGGUUGUGUGAAUCAGUGUAUCGCCAGUUAUGAAAUCAAUAAGAACAGGUGCAUCGGCUACAGAGAAUGUCGGGAGUUGGGAAGAAUACCCUUGAUACGUGGCUAUCAGUGUGUGAAAAAGUGUCCGGGAAAUCAAAAGGAAGUCAUAGACACCAAAGGCCAUGUUCAUUGCCAGGUGGAGUGCAAGGGUGAUUUUCAUAUCAGGAGUGCUGCGGAUCUAGACGUUUUGCAGGACUGUGUGACUAUCAAUGGCUCGUUGAUCAUUGAACUGACUAAUAUCAAGGAGAAAAUUGUAGACGUUUUGGAAAAUGCUUUGGUUAGUGUCAAGGAGAUCACUGGCUAUUUGAAAGUCAUACACUCUGCCCAGCUGAUGUCGCUCUCAUUCCUGCAAAACUUAGAUGCCAUCAGAGGGGAUAAGCUGGUGGAAAACAAAUACGCUCUCUAUGUGGUCAACAAUUACCACCUGGAACACAUCUGGCCUGUGAAUCAUCAGGUGAUCAUUCAGCGUGGUGCACUCUUCUUCCAUCUGAAUCCCCGCCUGUGCUAUGAUAAAAUUCAUCAGUUGCAGAGUUCACUUAAAAGUGGUGAGAACAUAUCUGUGGCAGAUGUAUCUCCAAAUUCGAAUGGUGAACGCGUGAUUUGUAGUGACCGAGCCCGAUCCCUCAAUCCCAAAGUGGAGGAUUUAAAUUCCACUGCGGUUCGCAUUAUCCUGGACUAUAUGGACUGGGAUGGCAUGGAAACGCUGUUAGGAUAUACGUAUUUCUACAAGGAAGCCCCAUUGCAAAACGUGACCAUGUACGAUGGUCGGCAUGGUUGCGGUCAUGACAACUGGCUGAUGGAUGUUGCGAUUAACAAGAGUCGUCGUCAUCUGAUAACUGGCCUGAAGCCUUAUACACAGUACGCAUAUUUUGUUAAGACCAUCACCAGAACCGAAUACCAUAUACAGGUAGAUGCCUACUCGAAAAUUGGCUACUUCCAAACGUUGCCUGAUAAGCCAAGUCCUGUGGUUAGGAUAUAUGGUAGCUCGGAAAUCAGUUCACAGAUUCUCCUCCACUGGUGGCCUCCUGUUCGUCCAAACGGAGUGAUUACAAAAUAUUUCGUGACCUCUGAGAAGGCCAAUAUUACUAAGGAUGUAAAGGACAAGAACUAUAGCAAUCUAGAAACGACAACAAUUAAAGACUCGGAUUGCGAGUGCGCUAAUGUGUUACCCUACGAUUCAGGACCUCAGCCGGAUGAUGAGGAUUACUACAACAAGGAGCAAAUCACCUAUGAAGAUUCGUUGCCCAAUCUCGUUUUUGUUUCGCGAAAUUAUGACUAUCGAAGGAAGGAGUUUGAAAGAGUGGUGAACUAUGACCACCUCCUAUCGUUCAAGAAAGAGGAAGAGCCCACUACUCCGCCGCCAACAAGUUCACCGAUGACAAACCAAAUCAGAGAAAGACUAGCCGCCAUAACAUUUGAGAAAUUCCGCCUGAAAAGCGAGAAGAAACAGAGAGAUAUUCAGGACGUGAAUCCGAGUAUGUACAAGAUCCGUCAUGCCUUGCCCAAGUGCCAGAACUCGCACGCAUCGGUGGGCCAGCAAAUGGAGGAAAAAUGUGUCGUUGAAGAGAUCCCGAAUGGCAACGAAGUUCCUGGUAAUCAGCACUACUACUACCUCACACAAUUGGAACCGAACACCUACUACCGCGUCACAAUACAGGCAUGUGUCGAGGGCGUGGUCAACGGUUGUUCCACUCCGGCGGAAGCUGUUAUCAGGACAGCCUUCAAUUGGAUCGAUUCAUAGAGGGUGGUGGCCUAGGGGUAUUAAUCUAAACCGAUUUGUAUUAGCUGACAAGUGAUAAAUGCUAGACCCAUAUGACAGUAGGUUAAAAGAAAAACUUGACGAUGCUAGUGGAACUUCCAGUUCCAUGGCGAUAUUAUAUUUAAAAUUUAAUAGAAGAAAGUUCACUUUUUUGAUUACAAAUAUUCGAAAAAUAUUGUGAAAUAAUUUACAGAGAUAAUGUUCUAUAUUUUUUAUAUUUUUUCUGUAUUUGAAUUCUUAUUUUUUGUAUUUUUUAAACUAAUGACUGAUAUUAAUUUGAAAACCUUUAUUUUCAAUUAUUUAAGCUUGUUUUUUGGCAGACCACAAAUCAUGUU
This is a messenger RNA of Drosophila eugracilis, 3117 nucleotides long. It is a transcript of the gene Sdr, whose product is annotated as insulin receptor. The transcript has 7 exons. Gene Ontology annotation, cellular component: cell wall; plasma membrane. Bases 221 to 2764 code for a protein of 847 amino acids. Gene Ontology annotation, molecular function: protein binding. NCBI's taxonomy places the organism in Eukaryota, Metazoa, Arthropoda, Insecta, Diptera, Drosophilidae. The record is from RefSeq and is a predicted model, not a curated record.